Molecule: messenger RNA, 1128 nt
Organism: Phlebotomus papatasi
Lineage: Eukaryota; Metazoa; Arthropoda; Insecta; Diptera; Psychodidae
Exons: 1
Coding region: 1-1128 (375 amino acids)
Biological process (GO): DNA replication, removal of RNA primer
Molecular function (GO): nucleic acid binding; RNA-DNA hybrid ribonuclease activity
Source: RefSeq, a predicted model, not a curated record
AUGUAUCAAGCCAUAGUUAGACCUCUAAUCUCAUAUGGAGCUGUGGUAUGGUGGCCCAGGGUUGAGUAUAAAAAUUCGGCCACGGCACUUCAGCGGCUCCAGAGAUUGGCUUGUCUUGGCGUCACAGGAGCCAUCCGGACAGCACCUACUGCUGCUCUGGAGGUUUGGCUGGGUUUACCUCCCCUUCCGCUUUAUAUUAAAGCGGAGGCGGGUAUGGCAGCAUUUAGACUGCGAUCAGCGGGUACAUGGAAGGUGGGCUGCCAUCCGGUGGGUCACAUGGGCAUAAUGGACUCACUUAUUCGUAGGCAUCCCAAUCUUCUUAUGAGGGAUGAUUUUCAGUUAAAGGAAAGAUUACCUCAAAAGAAUUUAAAACCCAUACUUCACUCGAGGGCUGAAUGGAGAGAAAGCGCGGGGGAGAUUAUCGAACCCGGUAUGAUUGCACUCUUCACUGAUGGCUCACGGGUAGAGGGAUCCUCUGGCGCCGGAUACUAUUGUCCGGAACUCGGACUUAGUGGAUCGGUGCCUAUUGGCCGAAAUACCACUGUAUUUCAGGCUGAGAUCACAGCAAUUCUGAUCGGAGUACGGAGCCUCAUUGAGGCCGGAGUCUCUGACAAACAAAUAAAUAUAUUUUCUGACAGCCGUGCUGCCCUAUUAUCCAUUUCCGGAUACAACUCCCGUUCAUCGCUGGUGCUUGAGUGUCGAGAAAUGAUAGAAAUGGUCUCGCACUACCGCGAGGUCUUUCUUCAUUGGGUACCGGGGCACUGCGGGAUAGCGGGGAAUGAGGAGGCAGAUCGCCUUGCGGUGGCAGGGGCGAAAACCGAAUUUAUUGGUCCCGAACCUGCCGUCGGAAUAUCCCGCCAGAUGAGGAAAACCAUCAUUAAGGAGGAUUUACUUUCACAACAUCAAACGCUCUGGGCAGGUACAGAAAACUGUCGUGUAUCCAGACUGUUUAUGCCAAGUGUGGACAGUAAAAGGACAGAAUAUCUGGUGGGCAGCAGUCUUUAUAACACAAGACGAGUACUGCUGGGUAAAGCGGUGCUCGCUUGGGAAGAAUUAUCUAAACUGAAGCCGGCCCGUCUAAUGGAAUUCAUCCGAAAGACUGGCUGGCUAGGUACAGACAGCAGAUGA